Messenger RNA from Olea europaea var. sylvestris, 1898 nucleotides. RefSeq names its product 3-isopropylmalate dehydratase large subunit, chloroplastic. The transcript is spliced from 15 exons. Lineage: Eukaryota; Viridiplantae; Streptophyta; Magnoliopsida; Lamiales; Oleaceae. The record is from RefSeq and is a predicted model, not a curated record. Gene Ontology annotation, molecular function: 3-isopropylmalate dehydratase activity; 4 iron, 4 sulfur cluster binding. Gene Ontology annotation, biological process: amino acid biosynthetic process. Bases 107 to 1630 code for a protein of 507 amino acids.
UAAGCCGCCACACGACACUCGCCACUCGCCCCCAUCGCUGCAUCUAGCUCACACCUCCUCAAUCCAGUCACGCCUCUAACAAGAACGCUGUACAAUCCAAUCUAUAAUGGCUUCCUCGACUAUCUUUCCGAGCUCUUCAGCUUUCAUCAAGAAAGAUGUGAGUUUGUCAGCCUUCUCUUCUCAGCCUUCAUUUUGUUUAAAGAGUUCUAAGAAAAGGGUCUGCAAGAAAAUUGCAUCUGUGAUGGCACCACAACAAUCUGAACGCAAGCCAUCCACAACUGGUUCAGUCAAAACCGGGUUGACCUUGACUGAGAAGAUACUAGCAAGGGCUUCAGAGAAAACCCAGUUGGUCCCUGGUGAGAAUGUGUGGGUGAAUGUUGAUAUUUUGAUGACCCAUGAUGUUUGUGGCCCUGGUGCCUUUGGAAUUUUCAAGAAAGAGUUCGGAGAAAAUGCUAAGGUCUGGGACCGUGAAAAGGUUGUUAUCAUUCCAGAUCAUUAUAUAUUCACCACUGAUGAACGAGCAAAUCGUAAUGUGGAUAUCUUGAGGGAUUUCUGUACUGAACAAAAUAUUAAAUACUUUUAUGAUAUCAAAGAUCUUGGGAAUUUCAAGGCAAAUCCAGAUUAUAAAGGCGUAUGUCAUGUAGCUCUUGCUCAGGAAGGUCAUUGCAGACCUGGAGAGGUCUUGCUGGGUACAGACUCACACACAUGUACUGCUGGAGCAUUUGGUCAGUUUGCAACUGGAAUUGGCAAUACUGAUGCAGGUUUUGUGCUGGGUACCGGAAAGCUCUUGCUUAAGGUGCCUCCAACUUUGAGAUUUGUCAUGGAUGGUGAAAUGCCUGAUUAUUUGCUUGCAAAGGAUUUGAUUUUGCAAAUCAUUGGUGAAAUAUCAGUGGCCGGUGCAACAUAUAAAGCUAUGGAAUUUGUUGGUACUACUGUUGAAAGUUUAACAAUGGAAGAGAGAAUGACAUUAUGCAACAUGGUUGUUGAGGCUGGGGGCAAGAACGGUGUUGUUCCAGCUGAUAAUACCACAUAUAAGUAUCUUGAGGAAAAGACAAAUUUGCCGUAUGAGCCAGUCUAUAGUGAUGGACAAGCAAGAUUCCUUCAAGAGUACAGAUUCGAUGUCUCAAAGUUGGAGCCUUUGGUGGCCAAGCCUCAUUCUCCUGAUAAUCGUGCUUUGGCUAGAGAAUGCAAAGACGUGAAAAUUGACAGAGUAUAUAUUGGAUCUUGCACUGGUGGAAAAACUGAGGAUUUCAUGGCUGCUGCCAAAGUUUUCCUUGCUUCAGGGAAGAAGGUCAAAGUUCCAACAUUCCUUGUCCCUGCUACACAAAAGGUCUGGAUGGACGUAUAUAGCCUUCCAGUCCCAGGAUCGGGUGGGAAAACUUGCUCGCAGAUAUUUGAAGAAGCUGGAUGUGACACACCUGCAAGUCCGAGUUGCGGUGCUUGUUUAGGUGGACCCCGGGAUACUUAUGCACGCAUGAAUGAACCUCAGGUCUGUGUUUCAACGACAAAUAGGAACUUCCCGGGUCGUAUGGGUCAUAAAGAAGGACAGGUUUAUCUAGCUUCUCCUUAUACAGCUGCAGCAUCAGCAUUGACUGGCUUUGUGACAGACCCAAGAGAGUUUUUGCAGUAAGGUCUUCAAUGCCUGUCAUGAUUAUAUAUGUUACCACCUCGGAUUUUGAUCCUUAGCUGAAACAUUGGCUUGUCAUGAUCUGUUAAAUUUGUUACUAUUACUUUGUGAGUUUGCUCAACUGAUAUUCUAGAACUUUGACAGAAACAAGUCUUAGUCCUCUACUACUAUGUUGUAACGUGUAAUACUUCAAUAAGAAUGUCAGUCGAACAAGUCUUGAUGCCAUGAAUGUUAAUUUCUAGAUUAUGAGCAUUCAUUAGAUCUUCUGUCA